AACCUGGGAAGAGAACAACGUCGUUCCCGCCAAAUUAUAAACGUUAAGCAGCUAGACGAGGUUUGCGGCGGCGACGUCGGUGGCAAACUCUGUUCGCUUUUAAGAUAAGCUGUGUGAGAGCAUGUCAUCCUUUAGUGAGAUGAGAAAUCUGCUUCUUUUUUUGUACGAUAGUAAAAUCAUCAGUGACGAAGAAUUUUUGACCUUGUACGAAAGUUACAGUUCCAAGAAUCCAGAAUUCCCUUACAGCUCAUACCCUAAGUUUGAUUUCGACCAGAUGGAUGAAUCAGAGUGUUUAGCGGAGUUCAGAGUGCGAAAACAGGACAUAACGUUAUUGGCAAAUGUCCUUCAAUUACCAGACACUAUCCGCUGUCCACAAAGAACAACGUGUCACCGAACUGAAGGGCUUUGUAUGCUUCUGAAGCGCUUCUCGUAUCCAUGUCGCUAUUCAGACAUGAUUCAUCGUUUCGCAAGACCAGUUCCUGAGAUAAGUAUGAUUACCAAUACAAUGAUGGAUCAUAUUUUUUUGAGCCAUGGUCAUCGUAUUUCACAAUGGAAUUUUGAUAUAUUGAGUCCGCCAAUGCUACAGGAGUAUGCAGAUGUUAUUCAUGCAAAAGGUGCACCUCUCAGCAACUGCUUUGGGUUUAUUGAUGGAACAGUCAGACCAAUUUCUCGCCCAGGCCAACACCAAAGAAUAGUGUACAAUGGCCAUAAACGUGUACAUUCCCUCAAGUUUCAGUCCGUCGCUCUACCAAAUGGACUCAUUGGAAAUAUGUAUGGGCCUGUCGGUAAGUUAACAGUUGUUGCAACUUAUCUUAGUAUCUUACGGUUAGGGGUCUGUGUUGAUCGUAACUCUUUACAUACAGUGCGUAUUCUGUGCCCAGAUGUUGAUAUUGAUUAA
Molecule: messenger RNA, 898 nt
Organism: Stylophora pistillata
Lineage: Eukaryota; Metazoa; Cnidaria; Anthozoa; Scleractinia; Pocilloporidae
Source: RefSeq, a predicted model, not a curated record